AUGCGCCCCUCCAACCUGCUCGCCGCCCUGGGCGCCGCCACCAUAGCCUCAGCAAAAGACGACAGCCCCCCAAGCGCAUCCGCAGUCGCCCAGGCCUCCAACUGCUCAUCCACCAGCACGAACUGGUCCCUCCCCAGCACGUCGGCAUCGACCGUCAGCCCAGCAAGCUUCACCAUGACCCUGACCGUCUCACCGGGCAACGGCACUACCACCUCUUCCAACACCGCGUUGGCCUCAUCAACAACGGCGCCCGGCGGCACAAGCGCCGCGACGGCCACCUCCUCGUCCUCGCCCGGCGCCCAGUCCAGCAGCGCCGCCGCCGCCGGGGGCGAGGGCCUGUCUAGCGAUAGCAGCAUGCUGGGGCUCGUCAUCUUCUUCGCGCUGUCACUGUGCCUGCUCUGA
Diaporthe amygdali is the source of this 402-nucleotide messenger RNA. RefSeq lists its product as uncharacterized. NCBI's taxonomy places the organism in Eukaryota, Fungi, Ascomycota, Sordariomycetes, Diaporthales, Diaporthaceae. Bases 1 to 402 code for a protein of 133 amino acids. The transcript has a single exon. The record is from RefSeq and is a predicted model, not a curated record.